Aspergillus pseudotamarii is the source of this 2397-nucleotide messenger RNA. Its product is annotated as NDT80/PhoG-like DNA-binding family protein. Lineage: Eukaryota; Fungi; Ascomycota; Eurotiomycetes; Eurotiales; Aspergillaceae. Gene Ontology annotation, biological process: positive regulation of transcription by RNA polymerase II; meiotic cell cycle. The transcript has 2 exons. Gene Ontology annotation, cellular component: nuclear chromosome. Gene Ontology annotation, molecular function: DNA binding; DNA-binding transcription factor activity. The record is from RefSeq and is a predicted model, not a curated record. The coding region runs from base 523 to 2298 and encodes 591 amino acids.
UUUUUCCUUUUCCUUUUUUUAUUUUUAUUUUAUUUUUUAUUUUAUUUUUCAUUUUUUACCUGAGAAAGAGACAUCACGGCGAGCUCCACCGACUACUCCGUACUCACCUCGGGGCAAUCUGAUCCACUCACGACUCCUUCAUAGCACCUAUCACUACUUACUACAAGUGAUUGCUUUCCCUCGAUCUACCUUCUACCCCUCCUCUCAAUUACCUUUUAUUUCCUCUCAUUCUUUGUUGCUUAUUACUACUAUUAUCACUACUACUUAUUUGUAUUCUUACUAUCGUGUACUUCAUCUCAUGGACUUUGAGCCCUUUAUGAGACCUCCUUAGCUCCUAACGCGUUCUCCGCAGUUAUCGCGAUUACGCUCUUCCUCCCCCGGAGUUGAUUGUUCCAACUACUUAUCUCCCUCUACGUUCCCUUUGCUUUUUUGAUUCGCUUCCCUGUUAUUUCUGAGGGAGACAAUUGAUCGUUUAUCUCGUCUUGCUGACCUUGCAAGGCUUAAUUGAGUUUUACCCUUGCCAUGGAGGGCUUCGAUACUAUGGCUAUGCCCUACUUGGCCAGCCCACUAUCGCUCAGCAAUAUCCAGGGCGCCGACUACCUCAACUCUAUGCCUGGUAUGGAUCUUCCUGAUCAGCGCUCCAACUUUGACUCGGAGACAUUUGUCAGUGGAGAUGAUAUAUCCUUCCCCCAGACAGGUCUAUCUGCGCCGCUAAAACGAUUCCCUCCGGGAUAUGAUGACCCUUUCACUGACAUGGUGGCGCCUUUUGAUCCCACGCCUGCAGAACAACAACACGCUGACUCGUCCAUCGACCAUAACAAUAAACUACUGAGCUUUUCGAUACCGGUAUAUAAUUUUACCCUGCUUGAUUACUCGCUACGGCGGACUUCAUUGUCACUCUCAGCCCAGUUGCAUGGCAUGUUUUUCCUUGCGGAGUCGCCUUGGACCACAUCCCCCGCAGAGAAUGCUCCGCCCCAGCAAGGUGCGGAGCUAACGUGUUACCGUCGUAACUUGUUUCAGAUCACGGGCUCAGUUACCCUCCCCCGGAGCUUGCGCUAUAUUAUGACAGAGCAAGGCGACCGUAUACCAAUUCUUGCACAGGAACUCACUGUUUCAGCAACCGAGUCUGUGGAAGGCAAUUCUGUCAAAAUCAUCUCUGUACCCUGGAAAACCCCCGCUGCGAAUGCGAAUCCUUCAACCGAAGACAGCAGCCACCCUACCACGACGAACAACCCAAAUAACCCCAAGGUUGAAAAAGAACCUCCCGCGAUUCCCUUAGACAUCAUGGCCGGUCAGGACCUAGAUACAGACUAUGCCACCUUCCCGAUAGCAUGGAAGCGACUCCAGUUUCGUGUAGCAACUGCCAACAAUGGGCGCAGAAAGGAGCUCCAGCAACACUUCGUUGUUCGGCUGAAGGUCGUCGCAACUUUGUCUACGGGCACAAAAAUCCCCAUCUGCGAGGUACACUCGGGACCCGUAAUUGUCCGGGGCCGCAGUCCACGCAACUUUCAAUCUCGCAAGGACUUGCCCUUGAGCGGUAGUGCUGCGGCGUCAAGAAAGAACGCGCAAGCUUCCCACUCAGCCAGUAUCAACCGUACGCCAACCAGUGAAAUUGCUCCACGCUCUGGUCAGCCUUCAUCCAAGGCUAAGACUACAGGGAAGAGCAGCUCACCGGAGGCCUCGGCUUCUCAGGUCGGCGUUACUGCCCAACGGGCUUCCCCUGACUGGACACAGAUUCCCCAAUCUACAGGAGGUGCGCUUCCAUCUACAGCUCUACCUCGCUCAUCUAUCUAUUCACAAUCCAGUCCAGAAUACUCCCGGACAGCAGAAACUCAGCAACGACGUGCUAGUGCUAUAGCAGCCCCGAUAAAUUUGUCACUCCUUGAUGAUGACGGUGGUGGUGAUUCUUCUCGUUUGAAUGACUCUGCCCGACCGACGUCCUCGUACGCCAGUGAGAUUCCGCAGAAGAUUAUAAAUACGGAGGGCUCGGCACCACCGGCGAAAAUGCGAAAACUUUCGCAUGGAAUUCCACAACCACCGACCAGGAGCACAUCAUCAUCGUUGCCCUUGCUGAACACGACUAAUAUGCAGCAACCUUUCGCGUCGACUCUGCCUUUUCCCAACGAGAGUGCCGAUUUAUUAUAUGAAUAUUUUCCAUUGGGCUUGGAUGACUGGCAAGCACCCGUGGAUGCAGUAUAUCGACCACAUGUGGUACACCAUACCAAUAUGCCUGAGAUGAAGUUCGUUGCUACACGAGGUAGAAGUAAGCGAUACUUCGCUGCAGAAGAUGUUUUCUAGCAUUAUGGUUUGGCUGUGCAUGAUCUUGUAGCUAGGCGAGAGCCCAACUUCUUUUAAGAGCUGCCGAAUACUGGAAACCUGCCAAAUUUGAAGGCGCUC